Fusarium venenatum is the source of this 1323-nucleotide messenger RNA. The record is from RefSeq and is a predicted model, not a curated record. Lineage: Eukaryota; Fungi; Ascomycota; Sordariomycetes; Hypocreales; Nectriaceae.
AUGCCUGCGUUAUCUGUGCCACGUCCUUACGAUGGCUACCCUAGCAAUGUACUUUCUAUCUUUCGCCGGUUUCAUGACCUCACUGGAGAAUGGCCAUGGCAACUCGUCGAGUACUUUGCGCCUCGUUAUUGGAGCUACCAGCUGGCCUACCGUUUCUACAGUCUCAUCAAAAACGAGCUUCCGCGCACAAGCUCUGUAACUCUGGACGACCUUGUCAAGUAUCUAUUCGACAAGUCUGCUCAGCACCCCAUGUCGAAGUAUCGAUGCGUCCUCAGCAACAAGGUCAUCGGUCAAGCCAUUGAGUGGAUGAGCGAGAAGCGACAGGAGUUCAUCCGUGGGUUUCGACACGAAACUAGACGAAGAAGUGCCACAUUUGGCCGUGACCCAGAACCAGUGGAGAGUCAUGCUAGUGGCUCACGCAAACGAUCCGCCGGGAGUGCUGUGAGCAACGAAGAAGCUCAAACCCCUGCAGCAUUCGCGAAGAAGCGCCUUAUGGUAACCUUCAAAUUUCCGCCAAAGCCCGUCGGAGACUGCAUUACCGUCAAAGGCGACGAGUCGAACCAGACUGUUGCCCACGGAUCCAUUGAUCGAGCUGACGGUGGACGCUCCAACAUGCACUCACAAACCGGGUUGAUUACCCCUGUUGGGGAGAGCGGCUUUGCGGAGGAAUCCCCAUUCCUAGACGUCACUUUUAAAACCUUCGAAGAAGCACAGAACGCCUACAGAGCUUACCUAAAGGGUGAAAUAACCACCUCGGGCAACGUCAUCCGACGUUCAGAAGACCAAAUUGAAACCACUAGCCGUCGUCACCGCGAUCUCGUUCAAAAGAUCCUUCGUAGCGGUAUCUCGAAGGAAAACGCCGCCUCUGAAGUUGCCGAAGCUCAGCAAUGGGUGCACCACGCCGAGGAAAUUCAUAAUUCCGUAACGGAAGCGCUCCGCGAAGCCCGUCAUCGAGCGAUUUCAAACCCAUCAGCUGCUGGAUCAGCUCAGGAGAUAGCGGAGCUUGUCCAACGCGAACGAGAGUCUGGCCAACAUCAAGAAGCCCAACGUGCUAUCGUAGAAGCCAAGCAGGGGGUUCUGGUUGAAAUCAUGACUGUGCUCAAGAACAUAGAAGCUGAGGCCGCGGUCCUACAUGACAGACUGAUCGAAUUGGGCGAGGCUAAAGAAACUGAAGAGAAGAAUGAACGAGACCUGACUAUCCUACGUCGUCUCAUCCGCUUGGGUCCCAAGCUUGUCGAUCUCCUUGAUGAACUUUUGGGUGACCAAGAUAUUGAUGAAUGGUCAAAGGAAAUGGUUCAUGACAUAGGACAGUUUGAGGACUAA